This is a messenger RNA of Camelus dromedarius (Arabian camel), 7897 nucleotides long. RefSeq names its product carbohydrate sulfotransferase 3 (gene CHST3). Lineage: Eukaryota; Metazoa; Chordata; Mammalia; Artiodactyla; Camelidae. Gene Ontology annotation, molecular function: chondroitin 6-sulfotransferase activity; N-acetylglucosamine 6-O-sulfotransferase activity. Bases 1644 to 3062 code for a protein of 472 amino acids. Gene Ontology annotation, cellular component: trans-Golgi network; Golgi membrane. Gene Ontology annotation, biological process: carbohydrate metabolic process; N-acetylglucosamine metabolic process. The transcript has 3 exons. The record is from RefSeq and is a predicted model, not a curated record.
GGUCUGGGGAGGCCGGCAAGCUCUGCAAGUAAAGUCUGAGCCUUGGCCUUCCCUCAGGGAUGCCUGGGCAGGGCAUCACGACAUACAACAGCCUCUUUUGCAAGGCCAGCCAUCUGCUGACUGCUGCUUCCCUGGGCAAUGACUGGUCUCAGGAAGUGACAUAGAUGGCAACAGAAGGGAUUUAAAUUAUUAACAAGGAGGAACUGACAGAUCAGGGACCCUGUCUGCCAGAAAGCCAUUCCAGUAAGACAGAAACCCCACCCUAGAGUAAGCGCUGAGCUGCUGAGGACGCUGAAUGGCUUCCUUGGUCCCUGUGAUCCCCCAGGGAGUGCUAUACCCCAGCCUCUUUCACCAGCCCCUGUACUCAGUGUUCCAGGUUACAAACUGUCCUCUUUCCAGAUGCACAUGUCCUUUUCUCUGCAGCCUUUCCAGCUGCCAAGAAUACUCUCUCCUUCCUUUUCUUGUGGCCAGCUCCCUUCAUCUUCAGGCCUCAGCUUGAAUGUCUGCUUCUAGAAGCUUCGGUCAGUGGCCUUCCCUACAGAUGUCCCCAUCCUCACACAUUGCCCCCUGUGUUGUCCUGGCUGCUUUCAUGGUCUGUCAUCUCUACUGGGUAGUGAAGUCUGCAAGCAGGACAGAACAUGCCUUGUUCUCCUUGUGUCUCCAAGUGCUUAGCAAAGCUGCAAAUGUGCAGUGAGUGCCCAUGCCUGAUUGCAGAACCAUGAGUGGUGAGUGUGGCAUUGGGCCCCAAGAAGGAGCAGGGGUGGGACAGUGCUCAACCUCCCAGGAUAGGGUGCUCCUGUUAGGGAGUGAUCUGUGUCUGCGUAGAGGUGGUGGCAGUUGUGGUGAGUGGGAGGGGGGAGCUGAUGUGGACCAGAGGCCCUGGUAGAGUGGGACCCUGGGCAGAUGGCCUCUUGUAGUCACCACCCUGUGGAUAGGCCUGAAACCCUCGGAGAGGCCCUUUUAAAUUAGGUGGGCUGGUGGAUGAUUGUACUAUGUGCCUCGCUACUCAGCAAAUGGCUCUCAGUCCUGUCCCGUUUGUGGACGGACAUCCAUUCAUCCUCUCCAAGCUUCAGCCCCCAACAUCCAAGCAAUGGAAGGCCCCCAUGCCUGAGUCCCUUCCCCUCCUGAGGAUGGUUCCAGCUAUAGCCCUCAAACUGUCCUUGUAGAAGUAGUGGGGCCCUAAGUACUAGGUUCUCCUCCACGCCACCCGGGGAGCAUACAUUAGGUGCUCCAGCCAGGGCAUCACCUGUCCAGGUGCCUGCUCAUGCCUGACACUAUACCAGGUGGGCUGGGAGUAUCAGAAGACACCUCCAGGCUAAAAGAGGAGAGGACACUUGGACCAAAUAACCGUCUUCGAGUCCAACUGUGAUGUGCCCACAAAGGUGGAUGUGAGAGAGGACUUGGGGGAGGCUUCAUGGAAGAGGCAGGCAUUCCAGUGCAAGAAGGAAACCUGGGCAAAAGCAUGGGGAUGAGAAAGUUCAGACUGAAUGCGGAAGAUGGUGAGGAGUCCAGUUGGACUGAACUGCAGUUUGUAGGAUGCACAAAGAAGACAGAGAAAAAGGACCAGGUGUCCCCCACCUGAACGACGAGCCAGGUCCUGAGUGAUGCCCCCGAGCUGAGUGCCCACGACCCCACCCUUCCCCAUGGAGAAAGGACUCACUAUGCCUCAGGACUGCCGACACUUUCUGCACAGCCUGAGAAUGAGGAGCAAAUACGCCCUUUUCCUGGCUUUUGUGGUGGUGGUUUUUGUCUUCAUUGAAAAGGAAAAUAAAAUCAUAUCAAGGGUUUCAGACAAGCUGAAGCAAAUUCCCCAAUCCCUGGUAGAUGCCAACAGCACCGAUCCAGCCCUGGUCUUGGCUGAGAACGCAUCUCUCUUGUCCUUGAGUGAGCUGGAUUCGGCCUUCACGCAACUACAGAGCCGCCUUCGAAACCUAAGUUUGCAGUUGGGCGUGGAGCCAGCAGAGCAGGCUGGGGAGGAGGAGGCGGAGCAGGAGGAGCCCCGCCCACCCGCCGAGGCCCCGCCCAGGCGCCACGUGCUCCUCAUGGCCACUACCCGCACCGGCUCCUCGUUUGUAGGGGAAUUCUUCAACCAGCAAGGCAACAUCUUCUACCUCUUCGAGCCGCUGUGGCACAUCGAGCGCACGGUGUCCUUCGAGCAGGGCGGCGCCAAUGCCGCGGGCUCAGCUCUGGUCUACCGAGACGUGCUCAAGCAGCUCUUCCUGUGCGACCUGUACAUCCUGGAGCAUUUCAUCACCCCGCUGCCCGAGGACCACCUGACCCAGUUCGUGUUCCGCCGGGGUUCCAGCCGCUCCCUCUGCGAGGACCCCGUCUGCACGCCCGUCGUCAAGAAGGUCUUCGAGAAGUACCCCUGCAAGAACCGCCGCUGUGGCCCCCUUAACAUGACGCUGGCUGCCGAGGCCUGCCACCGCAAGGAGCACAUGGCGGUCAAGGCCGUACGCAUCCGACAGCUGGAGUUCCUGCAGCCACUGGCCGAGGACCCCCGGCUUGACUUGCGCGUCAUCCAGCUGGUGCGUGACCCCCGCGCCGUGCUGGCCUCCCGCAUGGUGGCCUUCGCCGACAAGUACGAGACCUGGAAGAAGUGGCUGGCCAAGGGACAGGACCAGCUGCGGGAGGAGGAAGUGCAGCGGCUGAGGGGCAACUGUGAGAGCAUCCGCUUAUCGGCCGAACUGGGCCUGAGGCAGCCGGCCUGGCUGCGGGGCCGCUACAUGCUGGUGCGCUACGAGGACGUGGCCCUGAGGCCGCUGCAGAAGGCCCAGGAGAUGUACCGCUUUGCCGGCAUCCCCCUGACCCCACAAGUAGAGGACUGGAUCCAGAAGAACACGCAGGCGGCCCAUGACGGCAUCUACUCCACGCAGAAGAAUUCCUCGGAGCAGUUUGAGAAAUGGCGCUUCAGCAUGCCGUUCAAGCUGGCGCAGGUGGUGCAGGCCGCCUGCGGCCCCGCCAUGCACCUCUUCGGCUACAGACCGGUGCAGGAUGCCGCCUCGCUCUCCAACCGCUCCGUCAGCCUGCUGGAGGAGCGCGGCACCUUCUGGGUCACGUAGGGAGCCCAGAGCGGCGAGCACCCCUCCUGGUGAAAGUCCCACCCUGCCUGCCUCACCCAGGCAAGCGGGGAGCCAGCCGGCAGCAGCGCCCGCGGUGGGUGGCAGGGAGCCGCGCAGGAAGCAGGCAGCACUUCCGCUGGAACGCCCGCCCACCCCCCCGUAGAAAAGUAGGUCCCCAAUCAGGUCGCUUCCCCGCCGCAGCUGUGGGCCUGGAGUUUCUGGCUGAGAACGGAACAGUGGCCGGUCCCUUUGAGGGCCGUCAAACCCAGACCUAAGGGGCUGUGGUCACCUGAGCAGGCCCAGCCAGGCCUGGGCCUAUUGACAAGCCUUUCUCACUCGUUCCCUCUCUCUCAUAUACACACACACAUACACACACAGAAACAUACAUGAAACACACAUAGAUGCCUAAAGACCCUGUGGGCCAAAGUCCACACAUAAUUGAAAACCAGAAGGGGUUCUGAGCACUGGCUAGUUGCAGUUAGACUCCCUGCUGUACACAGUGUCAACCUUUCAGUUUCUGAAUUUCUCCACGAUCCAGUGUGGCAUCUGGGUGGGUCCCUGGGAGGAGAGAUAUCAGCUUUGUAUAAGAGCUACAAAACACAUGCAGAUAAAGACAAAUACCUACACUCACACCAUAUACACAGACAGAAAAACAUCCUAAUAACACAAAUGUACACACACAUACAGACACAGAAAAUCUUCCCUGUUGCUUUAUGCCCGCAGUGUUUAUCUGUAUCAUACACCUAAAGAGGAGCCUUUAAUUACAUUUUUAGAAUGAUUUGAGGGUGAGGGAAGGAAAUACAAUCAGGGGCCAUAACCCUGUUCCGCAUCCAAGUUUGAGGCUGAACGGUGGAUACAGAACUGCCAAGUCCAUGGCAUCUGCCUGCCUUAGAUUCUCGUGGCUACCUCCUCUGAUCCAUUCAUGUCCUUGCUGCUAGCAGGCAGCAUGUUUUGAAAUGGCGUGGCCAACCCUCACGUGACUGCAGCCCAAAGGCCUCAUCCCAGCUCAGCUGGCUUCCCAAGAGCAUGUCCAUAUUUGAAGGCUGCCUCAGGACUGACUGGCAGAAGUAUUUGUGGUCCCUGGAGGCAAAAGGCAGCUCACGAGUCCUGCCAUUUCCAGCUAGGCCUCUGUGGGGCAGGGCCCAGAAGGAAGUACAGAGUGCUGCUCUUUGAGGGGAGAAGUCACAUCAGGAUACCCCCUCCCCUGAGAAGACAGGGGACAGAGGUCAGCCACAUGGUUGGUCGCCAUGGUUAUGUGGUUAGUGUCUGAAUUCCUCCUUUCAGGCUCUGGGAAGAGCAUUGCUCAACGUGGGAUGGGCUGAAUGUUUUAUUUGUUUCUUUUUUUUUAAGUUAUUUAUGGUUUGGUGUCUUAUUUCAUGGCUGUGUUUUCAGGUUUGUUCCUACAGAAGUGCUGCUUGGAAGCAGUCUGGGCUUGAGGGGCUGAGGGGGCCUGGGAAGACCAGUUGGGAGCACUCUGACUCCUGCUGAAGGGUGAGGAAGAGGAGCCUUCCCCUAAAAAGAGCAGAACCUAGGUAGCCACAUGGCAGCCCACAAUGCCCCACGGGCUUUUCUGUUUGAACCCAUGUGGAACAAAUCUCAGAAACCACGAGGGUUCUUUGCUGAGUGUCCAGAGGCAGCAUAAAUUAGUAGUCCUUACCCCCUUCCUGAGAAGAGGCCAGAUUUGAAAAUCUCUCCCGGGUCCUAACAUAUUUUCUGAGGGGUCAAGGGCCUAUGACCAAGGAGCAAAUGUCCCCAAAGUGGAAGCCUUUCCCCACUCCCACCCCAAACUAGGGAGUGGAACUCAGUACCACCUCAGAACUUGCAGGAAGCUGCAAUGGCUCGCUAAGGGCUGUUUCUGAUUUCCUGGACAAUCUCUGUCAGAUCUGUCCCAUUGUCAAACCCAGAGGGCUGGGUUUUAUUUGGAGUAUUACAGACAGCAGGGAAAUACAGGAUCUGAGUCCAGCUGGUAUUGCCAUGCGGAAGGGAGGGGUGUGUCCUGGCAGGAAGCCAGCCUUUGAAAAGGUGAGGAUGGUAACCAUCCUGCGGGAUCUGUUACAAUCAGUGUAUUUGAGCUGCUAGGUCUCCAUCACCAUGGAUUCAGCCAAUCAAGGAUGUCUCUAGGUUUUCUAAUCCAAGAAUAAAUUGUGCAGGGAACUGGCUCUAAUUUGGGGUGCAAAGGGACUCCAGCUCUGAAAACUUGAUCCUGGAGCAGAGUGAGGCCAGGAUGUUACUGGCAGGCCCAGAACUGCUGGCCAUUCUGUCCCAGCCCCUUUCCUGCUCCCUCCACUGUUCCCCACCUGGGGGUGUGUGGGUAGGGGCAGGCACCUCUAUCCAGAGCCCUUCCUGGGGCUCUCCUGGUGUGGACAGCAAACUUCUUCCUUCCUUCCUAUAUGCCUCUGGGGCCCAGGCCUCCGCCCCGAGCUCUGAGGACUAUGCCAAGAAUGGACCUUUGGGACUUCUCAGGAUAUUGACAAUUUGUACACUGCAGGUUGACUUAACUUAUUUAUUUUGUGUAAAGGAAGAGACAAAAAGUAUUUUAUUAUUUGCAGGGACUCAAAGCUGUACCCAAAUCAAGAAAGACGAAAUAAUAAUAAUAGAAACUGUUCACUUCAUACAUACGAGGACACUCCAAGACGAUUCAGAAUACACAAGAGGACAAAACUGAGAGCGUGGGAGUCACGAUGGCAGCAGGGUAUUUUUUUAGCUCGAUUUCCUCUUGUUAAUUUGAAGAUGUGACAGUCAGGCCCUUUCUGCUGUAUUACCUUUGCCCAGGUGUCUGAAAUAGGACACAACUCAAGUGAGUGUUGCCUGGGGCCCAGCAAUGCACUGGGAACCCUCAGGGUUUAAGGAGGACAGGGUGGGGUGACUACUGACUCCACACUCUGUACUGGGACCUGCUUGGAGUCAUGCCUGAGGGGCUUUCAGCCGGGAGCUGGGCUGGGGAAGGUGGUCCAGCCAGGAACUGGUACCUCCUGUCCCAGCAAGACCAGCCUGGUUUCUUUGCUCUCACUUGCUCCCCCAGGAGCCUUGCCCUCCACAGCACCCACCUGCCUGGAGACAGAGGGAGCAGUUGAGGCCUCACCUCCGCCAGCCGCCAGCUUCCCCAGAACAAGAGGCCCAUUCAGCAAUGAGCGUUUACUCAUUUUCUUUUUCUUCAUGAAGACCUCUUUAGCCUGGCCUAUAUAAAAAGUUCAGAACAUUCCAGGCCCUGGUGAGACAGGGCAGUGUCCAACACCCUCAGGCAGUCGCCACUGCUGCCCAUUCCUGGCUUCUCCGCUGGGCCUUGUUUGUAAACAAGUGGAUGAGGACAUGGGGGGAGGGGUCUUUGGGAGCAGGAUUUUGGGGGGCCAGAAUUCCUGAGACCCACGGGAAGGGAAAAAGCAGCAGCAGAUGUGCAGGUCUCUGUAGCCCCUGCAGGUUAUCACCGAGUUAUUACUAAGGUUGAAAGACAGGAGCAAGUUCUAGUCUUUCGUCCCUUGAUGCAAUGCACUCACUUGAAAAUAAGUAACUAAAUAAACAGAGAAAAUGUUGGUCUGCCAGUACCCUCAGCCUGGGAGCUAUGCCAGAGGGCUGGCCUAAAGGGGCCACUGCUGGCCAAGCCCCUAAGGGCAGAGGGCCCACCCAACCCGUUACAGGGGCAUCGGACCCUUCCACCUCUGCUCUCUGUCCAGCAGGAGGUCAGGGGCUCCCUGUCCCAGAAGAUGUAUGCUUGGCUUAGACAGCAGACAGGAGAUGUAAGCAUCAGAUGGUCUGGUCCUGACCCUGCAGAUCUCUUCCAGCUCUGGGUGAUCCUGUCUCACACUAGGCCCUAUUUUAACUGACUAUAGGGCCUGUCCCUUGAUAGGCCCUGGAUUAUGAAGGACAGAGGCAGAAGAGUGGAUGGCUGUGUCCCGAAGGCAGUCUCUCCUCACUCCCAUCCCCAAAGGUUGAGAGCAAAGGUGAGUUCCUGACAGAGCAGGGGUUGGGGGGACAGAUACCUACAGAAGCCAAGUGGGUCCUGUCAAUCUACACAAACUGAAAUGAGCAUCCUCUGAAAUCCAGAGUUGGUGGGUAGUAGGUAAAGAUCCUACGACGUUCAGGGGGAGGGAGAAAACCCUCUGAAUGCAGCCAUAUACGGCCUUUCAACUGCCCAUGGUUUCAGGAAGAGUGGAAGCUGCCUUCUACCUCAAAAGGAUGAAGUAGGAUUGGCAACUGCAGAUGUCUUAAGAGCUUCAAGAUCCUUUGAUCUUGUGACCUUUGUCAUUCCAUACUGUACGCGGAGGACUACUUAGUUAUGUUUCCAAGGUUACCAUGAUGCCAUCUUCAGGCCCUAGCUCAUAUUGUAGACCAUAUUUUAUUUGUAUUUAUUUGUCAUAAAAUGAUCCAUGUACCCUGUUUCCUCUAACAUUGGUCUUGAACUGGGUGCCCCCCUAAAGCCUCCAUUUCAUCUGUACAUUCUAGGCCAAGUCUGCCUGGCUCCCCUGCUCUCUCUUGGCUCCUGCAAACUCUUUUUGCCAAGACCUCAACCCUAUGUCAUGUUUCAUGGCCACAUAGUACUGACACCCCCUCCAUGACCAUACAUGGCCAUGGUAUGUACAUAUGUGUCCACACGUGUGUAUGUGUAGCAUGUAGCUCAAUCUGCUCGGCCAUGUUGCUCCCAGCCCCCUUGCCAUCAAUGUCCUAGAUGUCCUUGCCAUGGCUACAAUCUCCUGGAAACACAGGGGCUGCCCUUUGGCGAGCUGUUGGCCACCGCCAGUCAGGAUCUGCUUUGCAGAACAGAAUGUGAACCCAUCACCUGAUGGCUUACUUGACUUAUUUAAUUAAAAAUGAAAACAUGCAAUGAGAAAAAUCUGAAA